Messenger RNA from Phytophthora nicotianae INRA-310, 2176 nucleotides. RefSeq lists its product as hypothetical. NCBI's taxonomy places the organism in Eukaryota, Oomycota, Peronosporomycetes, Peronosporales, Peronosporaceae. The transcript has a single exon. The record is from RefSeq and is a predicted model, not a curated record. Bases 71 to 1912 code for a protein of 613 amino acids. Gene Ontology annotation, molecular function: glycosyltransferase activity.
ACCCGAGCCAAUUCCGCAUCUGUGCGCUGGGUCCUCAGUCAGAAUUCCGUCGCUCUCCCCGCCCCCCGCCAUGCCCAAGGACGACGCGGCGCCCUCCACGGCCGUGUCCGUAUCUCCCACUACCUUGUGCGGACCACGACGACGUCUACUGCAGACGCUGGCACUCGUGCUGUUGCUGCUGGGCGCGCUCUCGAUGGUUGCUCGUAUCGUAGACUUAUCGGCCGCCACGAGCAGCUUCCGCACCAGCGAUAAGAGCCAAUCAGGACUCAGCGUGCGGGGACCCACACGUCACAGUGGCUAUCAGCAACAGGCAGCUACCAGCGUCAAUAGCACUUCAACCGCUGGGCAGACCACAACGACCAACACUCCUGUGGCAACUACUACACCUCCUCCGGUGACGCAGCCGACUGUGGAGCAACUCAAGAAGCAGGAGCAACUCAAAAGCCUCGUAAUACAGCGCACCAAGGCACCGCACGACUAUAGCAGCGUGGAAACCAAGAACAAAUGCUACGCACAGCGCGAUGUAGGCAUCAUCGCCGCAGUGCAACAGGCUGCAAGGAAUUUCUGUGCCGACGGAGGCUGGGACAGCGUGAAACAAGCUCCCGUAAGCCCCGAGAAGGCCACCAAGGUCUCCACGUUCAGAGUGGCCGGAGGUAUCCGCAGCGCCACGUUCCAGAACCUCAUGCUUGACCUCGUGGAGGUUGGGAUCCAUGCGCCUAUUAAAAGUAUGGCGGAGGACGGCGGCAAGCACGACCCGAGGUUUAACUUCAACAUGAGGCUGGUCAAUUGCGCUUGUGACGAGCUGGCUAAUCAUUUUAGAAAGCUACCGGGGGAUAAAGAGCGCAAGGCAGAACAGAUCUGGCAACCAUCACUAAUGGGAUUUCCAGAAGAGGGUGUCCCAAUGUCGACCAUUUGCUCUCCGCGGAAACCGGAAAAUACCAAACGAUCAGCGUGGGAUUUUGUGAAAAACCCAUUGCAAGCGCCGGAUAAUAACGAGACGGUGGUAUUCGAAGACCCAGUGGUGCUAAUUGCUCGCCGUGACGACCACAACCCGUUCUUCCAGAUCUCAUACGCUCUCAACUCGUGGAUUAUGCUUCAGGCUCUUGGCUGGGACGUCACUAAAACCCACGUGAUCCACCUGGACGGUGGCUAUCCGUCUCCGAUUGAUGCCUUACAUCAAGGUCUGUUGGCGCCCAACCACGAAAUUAUUGAUGGUGCUACUCUUAUAGGAAAACGUGUGCAUUUCCGUGGUGAUGUAAUGGUAGCCCCGUUCGAAUUAUCUGGGCCCAUGAUGCAACAUCUGGAUAACGAGGAGCCGUGCUUCGAGUCGGAAUUGAUGAAGACUUUCCGUGCCCAGUCUCUCUUAACAUUGAACGUGACCCCAGAAAUGGAACGCGAACUCGGCGUCACUACGGUCCGUCCUAUGAUCGUGACGGUGAUCACUCGUCGGCCGUACGGUGGACGUAAGCUACAGCGGAUGUGGGUGAAUGAGGACGAAGUGAUGUCAAACAUGCGGAUUGAGUACAAGGGUCUAAAUGUCGAGUUCCGAUCUAUCGACUACGUGAACUUGACGCUGUUUGAGCAGAUGAAAACCACGAUCGAGAGCGACAUGAUCAUUAGUAUGCACGGCGCUGGACUCGUGAACGUCAUUUGGGCGCGUCCGAUGACUACAGUAGUGGAAAUUUUCCCCAAGGAGCGAUUCCGCUGGGGCUACCGGAACAUGUGUCAGUUUGUGGGCUGCGACUGGCACGAAUUCCGUGGCGGGCAGGAUAUUGGAGACAAUCCUACACCCAACACAAAAAAUAAGCGCAUUCCGUACGACGAAUGGAUGUCGUUCUUCCAUCCACUAUUCCGCCAAUCCUAUGGCGCUUUUGAGGAGCAACAAGCAGUUUUACGUGGAGAAGCAUCGUAAAAAUCCAGUCCAUUAUUUGUAUGGAACCGUAUCCUCCAGCACCGUUUUCACAGCAGACAAUUAACGCCGAUAAAACGAGCUAUGCAAGUGUCGGUUUACUCCAGAGAAGCAAACAAUGCGAAUUAGUGAUCUCAAGUGAGCCAGGAGCUGGAGUUCUCGUAAAAUUUGUGGGUGUUGAAAGUGAGGAAUGAAUCGUUGCUCCUUUCUAAAUGUAACAAAGUUCCAAGAAAUCAUUUUUGUGCAAUUAUUUUAUUUUUCAGUGGU